Messenger RNA from Talaromyces stipitatus ATCC 10500, 447 nucleotides. RefSeq names its product L-PSP endoribonuclease family protein, putative. The coding region runs from base 1 to 447 and encodes 148 amino acids. The transcript is spliced from 2 exons. Gene Ontology annotation, cellular component: cytosol. Gene Ontology annotation, molecular function: deaminase activity. NCBI's taxonomy places the organism in Eukaryota, Fungi, Ascomycota, Eurotiomycetes, Eurotiales, Trichocomaceae. The record is from RefSeq and is a predicted model, not a curated record.
AUGACGCAGCCCAAGUACUACAGCUAUCCGGGCCUCGGCGAAUGGGCCAAGGAGAACUUUCACUACAGCCAAGCCAUCCGAAUCGGCGACCGAAUCCUGUGUUCCGGACAAGGAGGCUGGAACCCAAAGCCAGACAAGAUUGAUUUUGAGAACCUUGUGCCCGAAGACGUCGCCGCGCAGGUCGACCAGGCCUUUGCCAACUGCGACAUGAACGUGCGGCAUGCGGGCGGCGGCCGGGGCCUGGCGCAGGCGUACAAGGUGGUCACGUACGCCACCGACCUGGCCGCUGCGCACGAGCACAUUGUCCGCAAUCUGCGCAGGUGGAUGCCGGAGAACCCGCCAAUCUGGACGGAGCUGGGCGUGGCGGCGCUGGGCGCGCCGGGGAUGAAGUUUGAGAUUGACGUCGAGGCGUACGAUCCCGAGGGCGCCAAGAAGGAGCUUGCGUAG